AUGACUUCACAAUACCCGCAUCAUAUAUAUAUCUACAUCUAUAUUCUCAGUUGUUCCAGCUACAAUUGGCUCAAGACAUCUAGUGCUUUGCAGGUCAGUUUGGGAAGUCUGCACACUCUCUAUGGGUGGAUGGUAACCUUUUUGAUUUUUAUUUCUGCAAAACUGACAUCUGGUAGUGUGAUGGCACUAAGUCUUCCACCUGAGCUUGGCCAGUAAAUAGCUUCUCAAAACCUUGCUGUACAUUGCUCAGUUCCUAGACUUACGUGUCCUGCACUCAGCAUUUCUUAGGUUGUGUUGCACUAUGAUUUUAUCCAUUUUUUAAAUUUAAAAAAAUCAUAAUUGUGUUUUAAUGCUGUAACCCACCCUAGAACCUUGGGUUGAAGGGUGGGUUAAUAAUAAUAAUAAUAAUAAUAAUAAUAAUAAUAAUAAUACAGAAUUCUCUACCUCAGCCGGGGCCUCCUCCUCAUGGAAGCCACUCAGAGUUGCUGGGGAAACCCAGUCAGAUGGGUGGGGUAAAAUCACCAUCACCUUCUUCAUCAUCAACAUCAGGGAACUCACAAGUUGCAAGGAUUAGCAGUUUCAUGAGGCAUCAGAGGCAUAGCUAAGUGUGAGCUAUGGCACUGAGCCAACAAGCAAUACUACUGGGAGGACAGGUCAGGACCAGCAUUUACCUGGAGUCCCCAGACUGGUAAGCAAAUGGGCACACCUUCUAGUGGGCUGGCUAGGUGAGGUUUGUGUGUACUCAUGUUGGUGUCUCCUUGUCCUAGGCAACAGAGGUGCAAUGGGUGCCAUCCCAGCACCAGAUAUACUCCCUGCUGCCUAAAGGGAGAAAUUACUGUAUUUUUCCGUGUAUAAGAUGACCCCUAUUUUUUUAACCCAAAAUUAAGAAAUUAAGUUGUUUACCUUUUGGGGGUGGGGGAGGUCACUUCCACCAAUCGCUCACCCGCCUGCCUGCCACUGCCGAUCGCUUGCCACAGCCACUGCCGAUCACACACCUCGCCCGUCGCCACCAGCAGCCCACCUACCCACUUGCCACAACCACCAAUCGCCUGCUUGCCUCGCCACAGCUGCCAAUCGCCUCCCAAUUGCCGCAGCCACAGCCAAUCGCCAGCAGGCCUUGCCGCAGCCACCAAUCACCCGCCCAAUCGCCGCUGCCAAUCUCCUGCUUGCUGCUGUCAUUAAUCGCACGUCCCCCCCCUCUGCAUUUAUCCUCCGUGUAUAAGACGACAUCCAAUUUUUGCCUUUUUUUUUUUUUUUUUAGCAAAAAGCAUCGUCUUAUACAGGGAAAAAUGCACUACUUUGUAACUGUGUAGCUGGAGAAACUAAGGAGGCAUGUCUGCAAGGGAGGUAACAGGAGGCACUUCUAAAAGUUUGCCUGAGCCUCUCUGGGGGGCAGGCAACCACCGUCUAUCCUACUGAGACCCUCCCCAGGAUCAGACAUCUAUUGGAGUUCAGAAACCACCAUCCCAGCCCACUGGGAUUCCUCCUCAUGGUCUGCCCACCGCCUCCAUGACACCUCAGUGGGACUUGUAAACACCCCUGAUUUUCAUCUUCCUUGAGUGAUUGUGCCUUGAAUUCUGCUAGUGCCUCUUGCUUGCCUGAAUAGAAGAUAGAGAGGGAGUGUAGCAAUGUGCCUAUCGUACAAAACAAGAAGCAAAAAUAACCAUUUACAGUCAUUGGUUCAACCACUUUUGCUGCUAGCCUUGUCCACCUCUAGCAUGUGCCCACCCCCAUCCCCUGGUAUACAACCCCUUUAGACCUUCAGUAUUCUUGUGCUUUCUUCUUCAUUCCCUACCAGUUCUGUGACCCUUCUGAUAGCAUUGCUUCUUGGACCAUUGGGGAAAGUCAAGGUCACACCAAGGUCAGCCAUCCAGCAUCAAGGAAUUCCCUGCCCCAAGUGCGGGACAAAAUAGAUUCAGAACAAUCUGGAUUUAAGCAGGUUUGUGAUGACUUUUCUGAAUCAAGACCUGAAGGAGGGAUAAAGAUCCUAAAGGACAGAACACUUAGGUGCAAAAGAAAAGCUAUCCAGCAUAUUUCAAUAUUUUGGCUCACCUGUAUGAUAAGCCUCUGGCAAAGAGCAGCGACAUGUCACUAAAUGUGUUUCCUAUUUUGCUUUAGAGCAUCAAGCAUUUAGACUAAUUUUUCUUGACAUUUCCCUCUUCGUAUCAUUACCAUUUUUUUCAUCAAAAGAGAAAAAUGCAAUAAUAUAAUAGAUCCCCAUGAGACACAUUUUUCCACUGUGAAGAAUUUAUAUUGAGAGCCUUGUCUAAUACAAAACAGAAAAAAGAAGACAACAUAAUACAAAUCAUGUCUCUCACUUUCCCUCCCAUCCAAAUUUUUCUCUCCCUCUUCAAAGUAUUAUGAUAUCUAUCCAGGCAUAUCAUGAGAUUGCAACUGUACUUGCAAUUAGCUCUCAUCUUGUAAUGCUUUUGUUUUUUGCUUUUUAUAUAAACAAGGUUUGGGAAAAUAUUAAAAAUUCUUCAUCUCUAACCUCAACCCUCUUGCAACAAAUUUUGGGGGGAAGGGAGGAAAUAUCAGUGAAUAUUUAAUAAGUUCAUUGCACCCGUGAGUUUAUUUUUCUAAACACACAUCCUUAAUAAAUUAAAAGAUUGUCACUUUUUUCAUUGGUUGAAAGCUACAAUUUGAGAGCAAAUCUCAUUGGCUGGGAUAUUUUCUUUGGACAAUAUAAUGCAGCAUACUCACACUGCAGAAUAUUAACUACAUAAGGUUAAGAACCCCUUACUCCAUCCAUGGAGAUGUCUCUCAGGAAGAAUAUCAUGGAGAAGGGGCAAUUCAGUCGAAGAAGUAGUUACCAACAACAACAACAAAACUCUUAGAAACAAGAACCUAAAUUCAGCCUAGGUUUUGCAGAUGCAUAGUUUUAUUUUAGAGUUUCUUCCUCACAUACAGCUACAGUGGUACCUUGGGUUACAAACGCUUCAGGUUACAGACGAUUCAGGUUACAGACUCCACUAACCCAGAAGUAGUACCUCUGGUUAAGAACUUUACCUCAGGAUGAGAACAGAAAUCCUGCGAUAGCAGUGUGGCAGCAGUGGGAGGCUCCAUUAGCUAAAGUGGUACCUCAGGUUAAGAACAGUUUCAGGUUAAGAAUGGACCCCCCAGAACGAAUUAAGUUCUUAACCAGAGGUACCACUGUAUACACAGACUAUUGUUGCUUCUUCCAGAAUUCCCGCUCUCCUUUCCACUUACAGCAAGUUCUGGGAUGCACUAAUUUGUGCUUAGCUCAGAGCAUUUUGAAUUUCUAGCUUGGAUCAAGGAAUAGAUCAGCCAUCAUGGUUGCAUUUGUGUCCCUCUCCAUCCCUUCCAGAAAGGACAGCCAGUUUCUCUGGGACUGCAAAACUGAAGGGAAGCAUACUCUGGUCCUAUUUUCCAUAAGUACCCCCUGCUUCCCAGAAAGAACACAAUGACCAGGGGAAACGGCUCAGGACUGCAAUACCUCAAGGACCGCCUCUUUCCAUAUGAACCUACCCAGACCCCGAGAUCAUCUUCUGAGGCACUUCUUCGUGUGCCUCCUCCUCCAGAGGUCCAGAGGGUGGUAACAUGAGAACGGGCCUUCUCUGCAGUGGCUUCCCAUCUGUGGAAUGCUCUCCCCAGGGAAGUUCUCCUGGUGCCUUCAUUAUACACCUUUAGGUGCCAGGAAAAACAUUCCUUUUAAACCAGGCCUUUGGUUGAUUUGACUGACAUCCUAUGCCCUUUUAAGAUGUGUUGGGGGAGGGCUGUUAUUGGGUUGUUGUUGAUUUUAUUUUGAUUAUGUAUUGUCUGGUUUUAUAUUCUGAUUUUAUUCUGUGAACCACCUUGAGACCUGCGGGUAUAGGGCAGCAUAUCAAUUCAAGAAAGAAAGAAAGAAAGAAAGAAAGAAAGAAAGAAAGAAAGAAAGAAAGAUGGCCCCAUCAAAGAAUGGCCCUACCAUCAGGUAAAGUGAGAUGAUGCCCCCUGAGGCAGAUGUUGUGGAGCACAGAGUGGGUAGGACAGUAUGUGCCACAUGAGCUGCCCUUCACCCCCUAAGUUAGCACAUUGCCCUCAAGUACAGCAGAAGCUGCUGGUCUGUCCACAGUGAACAUAAGAAUAUAUAGGAUAUUGCCUUAUACCAAGUCAGAGCAUUGGUUCACCUGGCUCAAUAUUGCCCACAUUCACUGCCAGUGGUUCUCUAGGGUUCCAAACCCACCUGGAGGUGCCUGUGAUUGAACCUGCAAAGCAAAUGGUCUACCACUGGGCUAUGCCUUUUGCCUUGCACACUCUGGCUCCAUCCAUCAACAAAGUGUUGAAGUAAGAUUUAAGUGCCCUGUUCCAGCUGGUUUCUGUACAUGGAGGGAGGGACCCAUCUCGCCCUUUGCUUCAUGGAGCUGACUCUGAUCCCAUCCAUCUGCUGCAGGGAUCUUGCUUCUCCACCCCUAGAAAGAACAUUCUGUUCCAAUUGCUAGAUACUAUGAGACUGUGGAUAUGAAGGAAAUCACACUCCGGCCCUAUUCAACAGCCAACAGGAUAAGGAGUGCCAGGUUGUGUGGGUUUGCGGUGUGUGUGUGUGUGUGUGUAAGCUAUUCUUGAGAAUCACUCAACUGAAAAGUGGGAUAGAAAUCUUCUAAAUAACAGUUGAGACUGGUCAAACCCAACAGGCUCAAAAGGCAUUACUAGUGGCUAUCUAGGGACUAUGUGUGGGCUAAAUAAUGGGGGCAAUUUCUCCCCUUAUUUGCAGCCUUUCCUCUGACUUAUUCCAUGUAGUUUUGUGGUUAGAGUGUAGUACUAAGAUCUGGGAGACCAGGUUCAAUCUCCAUUUCGCCGUGAAGCUCAGUGGGUGACCUGGGUGACCACUGUCUCUCAGCCUAAUCUUGUUGUUGUUGUUUAGUCGUUUAGUCGUGUCCAACUCUUCGUGACUCCAUGGACAAGAGCAUGCCAGGCACUCCUGUCUUCCACUGCCUCCCGCAGUUUGGUCAAACUCAUGUUAGUAGCUUCAAGAACACUGUCCAACCAUCUUGUCCUUUGUUGUCCCCUUCUCCUUGUACCCUCCAUCUUUCCCAGCAUCAGGGUCUUUUCCAGGGAGUCUUCUCUUCUCAUCAGGUGGCCAAAGUAUUGGAGCCUCAGCUUCACGAUCUGUCCUUCCAGUGAGCACUCAGGGCUGAUUUCCUUAAGAAUGGAUCGGUUUGAUCUUCUUGCAGUCCAUGGGACUCUCAAGAGUCUCCUCCAGCACCAUAAUUCAAAAGCAUCAGUUCUUUGGCGAUCAGCCUUCAUUAUGGUCCAGCCUAAUCUACUUCUCUGCAUUGUUGUAAAGAUAAAAGGGAGAGGGGGAGAACCAUACGCACCACUUCAAGCUCCUUGGAGAAAAGGUGAGCUCUAAAUGUAGUCAUAGUAAAUCCCUUCCCAUUGGUUAUAUAGAAAAGAGGCAUCAUUUGGAGAAACUGUUUAGGAGGAAACGCAAUUGUCUUCCACCCAGAACAAGAUGCUGGCCCUGGGCAUCCUCAGUUGUUUAAGACUACCCACUGGCCUGAGAUUUAAAUCAGGGAUGUCCAGUGCACUUCAAUAGUCCUGGAAUAUCUUGCAGCCUAGAAAAAUCUGUUCCCACAUGAGCUUUCUUGGGCUUAUUGAAGAUCAUGCUGCAAUAAAUUUGUCAGACUUUAAGGUGCCACAGCCUCUCUGAUGUCUUAAUGUCAUUAAGACAUUAUUAAGAUUAUGGCAAUAAUCUCACAGCCUUAAUGUUCUUCUAGGCCUGCAUUUCAUCAAAAUCGUCAGGGCCUUCAUCAUGUUCAAACUGCUAACUUCAUUUGGAUCAAAUCAUUACUGAAAGAAAUCUUUUUUAAAACUCCAUAAUGGAAUCCAGAGGUUCACGAUGAAAGUUUUUUGUGUCUGUGUGUUACCUUUCGGAACUGAUGGGGAAAUAGUUCUCCCUUGGGAGCCCCAAUUGAGAGGUAAUGGGGAGGACACGGGUCUUUCUGCUUCUCAAAAGCAAACAAACCAAACAAAUAGCCUUCCUUCUGGCUGUGGAAAUGAAGCCAUUUAUCAGCCUGCUGAAUGUGAUCUGUUUCUCCUUUGUAAACCUUUCAACACAAGACAUUUGGCUGGGCUCCUCCCUGUCCCUUGGGAGAGUCGUCUGGAAUACAACCACAUUACCAGCAGGAUUAAACCACCACUUGUAAAGAAAUGGAUCCAUUUUCAUUUGGUUCCUUUAAAAACUUUAAAACAGCCUAGAGCUGUCCUCAUAAAAACACACAUACAAAAUGGAGCAUUUUUGCAUGUUUCUCAGGCUUUACAAGUCCAUUUGAAGAGAAAAAUGACCAGUUUGGCUUUUAGAAUUUCAGGCCGGAAUGUUACUACUGCUAUACUUUUGCACAAAACUACCAAUAGUAGUAUAGGGACAUGGGUGGCGCUGUGGAUUAAACCACAGAGCCUAUGGCUUGCCGAUGAGAAGGUUGGCAGUUCGAAUCCCCCCGAUGGGGUGAGCUCCCGUUGCUCAGGCCCUGCUCCUGCCCACCUAGCAGUUUGAAAGCACGUCAAAGUGCAAGUAGAAGAAGAAGAAGAAGAAGAGUUUGGAUUUGAUAUCCCGCCUUUCACUCCCUUUAAGGAGUCUCAAAGGGGCUAACAUUCUCCUUUCCCUUCCUCCCCCACAACAAACACUCUGUGAGGUGAGUGGGGCUGAGAGACUUCAGAGAAGUGUGACUGGCCCAAGGUCACCCAGCAGCUGCAUGUGGAGGAGCGGAGACGCGAACCCGGUUUCCCAGAUUACGACUCUUAACCACUACACCACACUGGCUCUCAAGUAGAUAAAUAGGUACUGCUCCUAGGUACCACACACUAAAGACUUUGUUUUCCCAUGUUUUCAAAGGCCAUAUUUCAUUUGAUUUCACUUUUUUUUUCACCCUCUAAUAUUUCUGCAUUGUUAUUACUUAACUGUUGGCUUUUCAUUGUGAUUUCACUAUUUUUUUGUAACAUUAUGUAUCUAAGAAGGCCUUGUUUUCCAUUUUAUAAUAAUAAUAAUUUUAUUAUUUGUACCCCACCUAUAUGAAUGGGUUGCCCUGUUUUCAUUUCAUGCAGCGUUGUUCCAGUGCUGCUGCAGUUGGUCUUCCACCAAAAAUGAAGGUCUCACUGUGGCAAAAUGACAUAACUUAAGUAAUUCACAUAAUUAAUCACAUAAAUUAAAUUGUCACUGCAUUACAUUAUUCCACUCUAUUCAUUGCAGUGCAAAGGAAAUGCAGUGCAAAGGGAUGGUGAGAGAAAUAAUCAAUUACGUAUCUUUUGCUGACUGAAUGCAUCAACAACCAUGAAAUCACAGUUGCUGAAUUAAUUUAUGUUCUGGAUAUGGGAUGAAUAGGUGUGUAUCAGCAAUUUGCACUCCCAUUUCUUUCUUUCUUUCUUUUUGUUAGAAUUCUUCAACAUCCCUACUCUUAUUGAUACGUUUCCUUUGUUGUAAACCAUUUGGAGGUCAUUUUGACAGAGAAGGCAAUAAUAAUAAUAAUAGUAUUUAGACCCUGCCCAUGCAUUUAGCUUGCACACUUUCAUCCUUACAUGGCUGAAGGCAGACCAGUUGAAAUUGCACAAGUUAACUCCAAGCAAGGCAGAGAGCUUGAAAGUUCUUUUAGCACUGGGUCCACUUGGGAUUAACCAGCAUGAAAAAGGCUUUUAAGCACUCCACCUUGCUUGGAGGGUGAAGCCCAUUUUAGCCCAUCAGCUCCCAGAUGCUCUUGAGAGACCUCAUGGGGCCAUGACAGGAUUGUCAAAAGCUAAACAUUACCUGGUCAUGUUUUAAAUAUUAAAUGAAUGCUAUGAAAAGCUCUCUUUCUGUGUGUUGACCAAUAAGCCAUCUCACUAAUAAUAUUACAUUGGAAAAUUCCAUCAUUUCACAUACAGGCAAGUGCUCAACGUUUUUCUGGAGAUAAAUAGCCUGUGCUGAAUGGCCCAUUAAUGGAGCAUUCGUUGUCUCCACAACACUCCAAAGCUAGUAAACGGAAUAUGGGGUAAUUCAAACCAUACAGAAAAUGCAGGCUUGAGCAUUAAAAAUGUUUCAUUAGGAUUUAUGGUCAAUGCACUUGGAUACCCAAUCUUCAAUAUGAUAAACAACAACCAGCUACUUUUAAUUUAGAUGUGUCUAGGUGCCAAGAACAAUGGGGAGGUGGGAGGAGGGGACCAUUUCCGAGAGGCACACAACCUCCCAGAAACAAGUAAGAUGACACUGGUAAUUGAUCCUGAAGUUAUGUGGAAUUUUUUUUACAGUUUUACCAUCCCAUUAUCCUCUGUUUGUUUAUAUUCCUUGCCACAUUUUAACUAAAGCCUCUGCUGUGUGGGGAAGCUGCAUGUUUGUUGAUAGUGGCUGCAUGGCGGUUACAGGGAUACCAGAUGUCUCUCAUUUUCAUGGAUGCCCUUUAAGUUGUCUUUACUUUGGAAUCGCACAGAGGGCGAAAUUCACCUCCUCUUCCAGAACUCCUCUGCGUACAUCGGGGAUGGGAAAACUGAGGCCCAGGGGCCAAAUGGCCCUCCAUCUCUUUCUACCUGGCCCUUGGGCUUCUCCCAGCCCAUACCCUUCACCAGCCCUGCUUUGUACCCUCCUUGAGCUUUGAUCUGUUUUGGGUUUCGUCCUUAGAAUCAUACAAUAACAGCAUCGUAGAGUUGGAAGAUGGGUCAAACACUCGUCUUGUCUAACCCCCUGCAAUGCCUCCCUGGAAUCUGUCCUUGAACUCUGAUAGUGCUGUUUUCUUGUCUGGCUGGAGAAGAGAUCAGGGUGUGAGAGGGCACAGAAACUAGCCUACUUGUACAGAAGUAAAAUUCACAUUUGUUCUGCUGCCCACUUUUUCCUCUGGUCCCACCCACAAAUGGCAUGUGGCCCUCAGAAGUCUGGCUAGCAGAGAAAGCAGCUCUCGGACUGAGAAAGGUCGCGCACCCUGGCACAGAUGGCCAGAAAGUUUCAUCCCAUUCCCAGCAUCCUCUAUGACAGUGCAAGAGAUCUUGGGCGCCACCCUCUUCAAUGCCACUUGAGACCAACCUAAUGUUCGGGUUAGUUCUGGGUCUCUUGGGCCACCAAAGAGGCCAUUCUCUGUUUCCCAUCCUCCUUGCCAAUUGUAUUUAUACAAGCAACAUUAUUCCUAUAAACACACCGUACAGAGUUUAUACAAAGUUAUGUUAUGUCAAAAUCUGAGCCGCUGAAUCGUUUUGGGAAGGUUGCUUGCAAAAAAGAAAGCCAUAUAGGUUUGCUUAAAACCAUAGUGUUAAAAUAAAGUUGGCUUCCCAUCCCACAUUUAACCACGGCAAUGAGUGGCCUGAUUUUCAGGCAUUUUAAGCACCCAGAUACCCCUAUAAAAAGGCUGGGGAUCUUUUCCAAAGAACCUUUAAGCCAAAAUGACUGUGGUUAAAAAGUGGAAAUAAUCUUCAACGUGGGAUGGGGUUGGGGAAUGCCUUUGUGUUCCAGGGGAAAUGGGUUUCAAUUUAAAAGUGUUCAGCUGACUUAUACUUGGCUCAUGUGUAACAUCCAUGGAUUUUUCACCAAGACUGUGAAAGGGCAGCUAAGAAUAGCUACGCUAAAUGUGUGUGUGAUUAAAUUGUCUUAAUGAAAAAUGAUGGGGUUGUGGGGGGUGCAAGGGCAGAAUGCUGGCACAAUUUCUGCUUGCAGAGCUGUCGAAAAUCAGAAAUAAUUGCCUAAUCCUACGAGAGACUCUGCUGGCAAAUAAAUAAAAAAGAAAGUGUGUUAGAUGGGAUGUAAACACUGCUAAUGCACAGUCAUGACCAGCACCAUUAUGCCAGAAGCUGGUCUACAACAUUGUCCCACCAACAAUUUGCUGUGGGUCAAUGUUGCCAUGCUAGAAAAUGCUACUGGAUUGGCUCUAGAGUUAAGGACAUGUAUGGAUGGGAGAGUAACUAAUUCAAGUUGCAUUUUGAUGCCAGCAAACCUCACAUUUCCUGAAUUAAUAUGUAAACCAGAAUGCAACUAUCUAUACUUUGGAAUUCACACUUCUCCCAAUUUUGUGAGGAACUUAUCCAAUCCAAAACUUUGCACACAAAAAAUGGAUACAGCAGGGGGAAAUGCAAACAAAAAUUAAUACACUGGUGAUUUGUAUGCUGCUUUGCCACACACACACCCAAAAAAAAAAACAUGUUCAAAGCAGCUUACAACAAAGCAAACAAAUGCACUUCAAAAUCAAACACCGUGUAUUAUGUUAAAGGAGAUAAUUUGCCAAAAUGUGCGCAUUAGGCAAAACCAUGUACAAAAUGCUUAUGUUAGAAGAAACGGGUGCUGGAACUGUAGUUAGGAUCACACUGCAACUUUGGUGCAUUAAUUUCAGUAGGUCUACUCUGCAUGUAACAUAGCCUCUGGCUUGUAUCAAAUCAUGAUGUUAUUCACCACUUCAUUUUGUUUUUCUUAUGAUUAAGUCGUAUAUGGUGUGUGUGGGUGGGUGUGUGGGUGUGGGUGUAUAUAUAUACUGGUGUGUGUGUGUAGGGGUGUGUGUAAAGGUGUUUACUCAGGAGUUGAAUUCAGUGCAUGCAUUCUAACAAGUAUGCAGAAUAUUGUAUGAUGAGCAAACCACACACUCAUGCCUCCCCCCACCCCAGUCCUUAUGAUCCCGUAUGGAUUAUUGUGGUAAACAUGACCAGAUAAUAUUAUAUUAUAAUUCACAUAUUAUUGGACCCAAGCUGGUCAUCCUGUCUUUGGCAUUUCCUUGUAUCUGAGUGCUGCACCAUUCUCUUUUAACCUGUUUUUAAGGCCCAGUAUUUUCUUUUGUUUGGUUUCCGAGACACGAUUUGUGUGGAUGUUAUCUCACUUAUUUAUUGUUCCUUUGGCAGCAGUCCUUGAUCUUUUGCCUCUUCUCACUCACAAGUGCUUUCAACAAUAGAUACUUGGCUGGAACCACUGGAUGGAAGUCUGAAGUGCUGACUUUCUGAACGUUGGAGCCCAAAGGGCGGAAAUAAAAGUUGUAAGCUCUGUUGAGAGGUAACAGACGAUAUCUUAAUAUUUCACUAGAGGCAGAUUAUAAACCAUUUAUGCUGCAACCGUAGAAACUGAUCUAUGACAUCAUGUCUAAGACUUCAGAUUGAUCACUUUAUGCUCUCAGCGUGUCACUCACUCUUUGAACAAAACUGAUUGACAGCACCCUUGAAAUCAACAGACUGAUGCCAAUUGACACUUUAUCUUUGUUAAGUACCGUCUGUUCAUCAAAAAGGAUACUUGUGUUAUGUUCACUGUAAGCUUCUGUGUCUCAGAAGAACUUGGAUUUGCAUGCAUUUUGUAUCUUUUGGAAUCAAAAUGACUUUCUGAAUUCUUUCCCACUCAUGUAUGAGUAAUAAAGAUCCUUCAGAUCAAAUCCAUUCCUUUUGCCGGCAGCCCAAUUUUUAACUGAAGACAGAACAUGGCACCAUGAUUAAUUAGUUAAUUCUUCAUCCGGCAAUGAAUUCUUCAGAACGUACUCGCUUUCGUUAGUCAUAUUGGCUGUUCAACUCCAGACAUUCCUGAAUGAAAUGGAUUAUCUAGAGUGAUUUUGGUCUGGUGCACAACCCUGUUUAGGGACUAAAACUACCUUGGUCACCUUGAGGGGGGAGUUUCACUAGGAAAGAGCCAGGGGGAGUACAACACAGCCCAAGACCUUUCAACUAUUUUCAGAACUAUUGACCUAUCCUUCUGAACCAACUGUUGUGGAUCAAAAUGUGGAGGCACCAUAUUGUGGCGGUUAACGUAAGAAAAUCCAGAUAGUCCAGCACUCAGUUCUCAAACUGGUCAAUCAUAUGCCAUAGGAAGCCUGCAAGCAAGACCUAAGUGCAACAGUGUUCUCUCCACUUGAGCUUCUCAGCAACUGCUAUUCAGAGGCAUACUGCCCUCUGACAAUGGAAGUACAGUGGUACCUCGGGUUAAGUACUUAAUUUGUUCCAGAGGUCCAUUCUUAACCUGAAACUGUUCUUAACCUGAAGCACCACUUUAGCUAAUGGGGCCUCCUGCUGCCGCCGCACCGCCAAAGCACAAUUUCUGUUCUCAUCCUGAAGCAAAGUUCUUAACCCAAGGUACUAUUUCUGGGUUAGCGGAGUCUGUAACCUGAAGCGUUUGUAACCCGAGGUACCACUGUAGUUGUAUUUAUCUCUGAGAAAUGGGUUCCAGAAGCUGGUACUGUGGAUCAAUUGCAUACUAAUAAUUUUUGUUGUUGUUUAAUAGACUGCUUCAGAGCAUAUAGCCAUCCAAGUAGGGUACAAGAUAAAGCAGAAUAAAGGUCUUAAAACAAUAAAAUCAAUCCAGCAAACGACAAACAGUGAAACCACCCGUACAAACACCAAAAGCAAGCCAUUUCAUCAGGUAUAAAAUAACUGCGUUACAUCUCAGGGAAAGCCCGUCUCCAACAGGUGCCUAAACAUCAUGACGCUAGGCACCUGUUUGAUUUUGGCUGGUGAUUGAGUCCAGAUUGCUGGAGGUGCAACACUAAAAGCCUGGUUUCUGGCACAUGCCUCUGGGGUUAUGGUACUUUCAGCUUUGCCCCAUCUCAGGAGCAGAGGUGCUAGGCUGGGAUAUAUUGGGCAAGGCAAGUCUGUCUUUUGUGCUUUUGACAGGAAACUGGUAUUAAACUAUAGCACCCCAUUUUGGACAGAAUGGCUGACUAGUUUAACCAGGAUGUAAGCGCAAAGAAAGGGUAGAAGCACAGGGGUGGAAGAGGACAGAAGGCAGGCAGGGAUGGUUUUUUGGUAAUCUUUACCCAGGGUAAUAUGGCACCCUGGGUAAGGCCAAAAUUUGGUGCCCCCAAAUGAAUCUUCUCAAUAAAGGAUCUUCUCAAUUUUGCACCCCUUGGCUCGGGAACCAGCUACACAUCUCUAAACCUGGCACCGAUGCAUUGUUUUGUCUCUCAGUUUUGGCUGCUAAACUAUGGUUUAGCAAGCCAGGAACUGAUUGCCUGAAUUGCGCCAAUGUGUCCCUUUGAAGUUACUGAAAUAAUAUAUUUAUGGAUUAUGCAAUGUAAUCGCAACUUGCAUGCAAUUAACGUGAGCAAUUUGAACCUUGCCUGAUUGAGAGCUGGCUGGUUGAAAUUGCACAAAUUAAUUUCAUGCAAGGGGGGGAGCUUAAAAGGUCUUUUGUACCAAUGCUUACCUGGGAAUCGGAAGAAUUACUUUUCAGUAAGGAUGCAAAGGCGCUGUUAAAUGCUCUUUUUAAAUUGAUGAAGUAUGACAGCUUUAACACUGCUGUUGUUUCAUCUUAAUAGGUGCGCGCCUCUCUUUCCUUACCAGGGUGUCAGUCUUUUCUCCAGCUUCCUUGAUGGCUAGCAUGAAGCCAUCUGCGUCAAUGCCUGUCUCAUGUUAAUCAUUCUGUUUUGUUUUCCAUUCCAUGGGCUUAUUCCAGUUAACAUCAUGCAGAUCCUCCUUUGUGUUUUCAUUAUGCUCAUCAGUAUGGUAUUUGAUGUGAAUACCCUGUCAUUUGGAAGGUACAAUUUGUUCCACUCACUGGGCACACAUUUAUUUAUUUAUUUUAAGUACAGUUCAGAAUAUUAGCUAUGUAAUAACGAAGCAAAAAAAAACAAAAACUUUCCUAUAUGGGCUUUGGCCUAAACAGACUCAGAAAUGUCAAUGUCUCUAGUAUAGAAAUUGGGGAAGAGGGAUAUUGCUCAGUGCUAGAGCAUCUGCAGGUGGUUCCAAGUUCAAUCCUGGCAUCUCCAGGUAGCCCUGGGACAGACCCUUGCUUUUAAUCUUGGAGAGCCUCAGUAAGUCAGUGCUAAUUGUAGAGCUAGAAGGAACCUUGGGAAUCACCAAGUCCAACUCACUGCUGAGUGCAAGAUUUGCAGUGCAGUAUGUGAUUACAACAACCCCAACAAGUGGCCAUCCAGCCUCGGCUUCAAUAUAUUUAUUUAUAAAUACAUACUAACUGAGACAUCCCAUUAGCACACAUCCCUACUUGUGCAAUUGGGACUUCCUUUCCUCUACCCAUACACUCCACCCACGCGCCAUAUCUGUUCUGGGGUUCCCUCCAACCCUCUGGAGCAAACAUGGAGGACACAGAGGGCAUGGAGAGGGGAAAGAAGUCUCAUUGUCUAGGUGGAAGUCCUUGCCCUAAUGGGAUGACCUCAUUGCAUACAAUCCAUAACUUGGCAGUAUAUGUGAAUGAAACUAUACUAGCUCCGUUCACAUAUAGUAGUCAGGCAGCUGUAUUCUCUUCAGGAAGAAAAUGCGUCCUUUCUCCACUUCUAUGAUGGGUUAAGCAGGUGUGGGGGACGCGGGUGGUGCUGUGGUCUAAACCACAGAGCCUAGGGCUUCCUGAUUGGAAGGUUGGCAGUUGAAAUCCCCACAACCGGGUGAGCUCCCAUUGCUCGGUCCCUGCUCCUACCUACCUAGCAGUUCGAAAGCACAUCAAGUGCAAGUAGAUAAAUAGGUACCACUCCGGCGGGAAGGUAAAUGGUGUUUCUCGAGAGCCAGUGUGGUGUAGUGGUUAAGAGCGGUAGUCUCCUAAUCUGAGGAACCGGGUUCGCGUCUCCGCUCCUCCACAUGCAGCUGCUGGGUGACCUUGUGCCAGUCACACUUCUUUGAAGUCUCUCAGCCCCACUCACCUCACAGAGUGUUUGUUGUGGGGGAGGAAGGGAAAGGAGAAUGUUAGCCGCUUUGAGACUCCUUAAAGGGAGUGAAAGGCGGGAUAUCAAAUCCAAACUCUUCUUCUUCUUCUUCUUCCGUGUGCUGCUCUGGUUCGCCAGAAGCGGCUUAGUCAUGCUGGCCACAUGACCCAGAAGCGGACAAAUGCCGACUCCCUUGGCCUACAGAGCAAGAUUAGCGUGCAACCCCAGAGUCAUCUGCGACUGGACCUAACGGUCAGGGGUACCUUUACCUUUACCUUUAAGCAGGUGUGAUUUACAUAUAGCACUUUGAAUACAUGUUUUUAAAACAUUCAAGGAAAUUAGUUGGUAAUGUUUACCUAAUUCAGGCUCCACACAGGGUUGGGUGAUCUUUGAUUCUCCAGAUGUUACUGAACUACAGUUCCCAUCAGCCACAGCAAGUGCAGGCCAAUGACCAGAGUUGAUGGGAGAUGUAGUUGUGGAGCCCCCUUCCCAUAAGAGGUGGGUAUGGCAUCUUCAUUAUGCCAACGCCAAACCUCUGUAUCCUGUUUAUUGUAAUGUAUAAUUCGGCCAAUGAAAGCUGCCCAGUGGAGUUUUUUUCCCAUUAGCAUGGUAAAUAUUUCUGUAAUCCAACUAAAGCAUAUAAUUGGUACUUGAGUAUGUUACUGCUAGAACCAUGGACCCCAAUUGCGCAGAACUGUUUCCAGUAGCUACUUACUGCCAAGGUUAUUUGUCUUAUCACAUAAAGGAGAAAGGCUAAUCACAAAAACUCCUGCAAAUCAAGUUUCUUGAAACUAAUUAUCCAAUUGCAGUAACCCACUCUGCCUCAACCAAUUUCCAUAUGUAUUCAACGAGCAUGUAAACUAUGUUUUCUUAAUCAAAUUUUCGAGAAUAGCUUGAUUCUGUGAAAUCAAACAGAGAGAGAGCGAGACAAGCUAAUAUUCUCUAACCCUGGCGGGAAUUGGGGACACACUAAGUGGACCCUGAAGUAAAAAUCAGCUCCUGAAUGGCACUUUAAGAGGAAGAAUGCUGACACUGAUGACACUUGUGCCUGCAAAACUAGUACAGUGGAACCUUGGUUCCUGGAUGCCUUGGUAAGGUACCCCUGCCCGUACGGGCCAGUCGUGUCCGACUAUAGGGUUGCGUGCUCAUCUCACUCUAGAGGCCAUGAGCCAGCGCCGUCCGAAGACACUUCCGGAUCACGUGGCCAGCGUGACGAAGCUGCAGCUGGCGAGCCAGCACCAGCGCAGCACACGGAAAUGCCAUUUACCUUCCCGCUAUAAAGCGGUACCUAUUUAUCUACUUGCACUUAAGAGUGCUUUCGAACUGCUAGGUGGGCAGGAGCUGGGACCGAAUGACGGGAGCUCACCCCGCCGUGGGGAUUCGAACCGCCGACCAUACGAUCAGCAAGUCCUAGGCACUGAGGUUUUACCCACAGCGCCACCCGCGUCCCGCGGAUGCCUUGGUACUCAAACAUUUUGGCUCCCAAACGCCGAAAACCUGGAAGUAAGUGUUCCGGUUUUCAAACUUUUUUGGAAGCUGUAUGUCUGGUGCAGCUGUCAGCUAUCGUUUCCAGGAUGUUUGCGCCAAUCGGAAACUGUACCUUGGUUUUCAGACUUCUGGAACGGAUUAUGUUCAAGAACCAAGGUACCACUGUACUUGGAUAGGAUCAUAAUUAACGUCUGUGUUUUGUAUUUCUCCGAAUUUUGCAGUACAGUUCACAGUUCAAAAAAAAUCAUUUCCAGAUGUAUGAAAUAAAACACAUAUUUCAGAAUAAAAUAUAUUUAGAAAUCCAAACACUGAAGUAAGAUACAUAUUAAAAGAUGCAUUUGCAAUAAAAUACAUAUUUAAGAGUUUAAACACAAAUUUCUGUAUUUUUAAAAAAAUUAAAAAAAUCACAGAUUAAUACAGAAGCAGGAUGGAAUGGGUUUUAAAAUAAACACAUAUGAAAUUAACAGGAACCAGAAUAGACAGAUUCACCCAUCUCUAGUAUUAAGGGUAAUAAAAUGGACAAGCUGGGCAAAUAAGGAUAUUUCUCAAGAAGAAAUAUGUGAUGGUAAGGAGGCAACUGCUUCUCCUCCACCAGCUUCUUAAUCAACUAAAUUUACUUGUAACAUUUGGUUUCUCUUUCCCUGUUUCGGGGGUGUGAAAACUAGAUAUUCCAAAGCAAUUUGUUGCCUUAUUCAGACAGAGAUAAUAUUGUAGGCAUAUUUGUACUUACUUCUGGGAUCUGACACAGCCCCUUUUCUUUCUCCUACACCAGCUGUGUACACACCAUACAUUUAAAGGACGUUCUCAACCCCAUCCCCACCUCAAAAAUAGGAAUCCUGGGAGCUGUGGUUUGGUGAGGUUGCUGGGAGUUAUAGUUCCUUCAGGGAUAAAACUACAGUUCCCAGGAUUCUUUGAGGAGGGAACUGUGCUUUGAAUAUCUGGUGGCUGUGCAGCCCUAGUCUCACAUCACUUCCUCUUAUUUCUCUGUCUCUGCUUUGAUACCCGUGCAGCCUUCCCUCUCUGUUUCCUAGACGCUGGCUGAUCAGUGUCCCCUGCAGGUCUGGCAACCAGAACAAACAUUUCAUGUGUCUCUUGGUUGAGCCAUCCCUGCUCGUCCUUUUAUAGAGAUGUCCAACAUAUCUUAAAGCAAUUUGACCAUAUCGUGCAUGGGUUUCUUUCGCCAAAUUUCCAUUUGUGAAUUCAUCCUGCUUUAAUUAAACAAUGCAAACAAACACAACAUCACUCAGGGCUUGAAAUGUGUUGUGGUACUGACAUGUCUGUCUAUAAAACUGCCAAAUGGAUUCACUUGAAAGAAGUUAUUUUAAAAAAAUAAGAAAAUAAAAAAGCUGUUCCUAACUGUGCCUGCACAAGUAACGAAAAGGAUAAUCAAAGUAGCCAUUGUGUACUCAUCAUCAUUAUCACCCUCAUGUUUAAUACCCAAGAACAGGUUACAACAAUUCAGAAUUCAAAAUCAGAAACAGUUAAAACAAAUUACAGUCACAGGAAUAGAGUGAGUGCUGAAAGCACAUAUCUCAAGUGCCAAAGUCCGGAGUAAAGAGAUGUACAGUGAAAGUGAAGAGGGAAUUUUACAACUUCACAAUGGGACUUAAUUCAUAGGCUCUGACCCAAUAGUGCUCCACCUGUGUUUCUUUCUACCUGAAGGAAACUUUGAAUUUUGUGGUAUGGAACAUUUCACAGCAAUAACACAGUACAGGUGCAUAAAUCCUAGAUUCCAUAGUAUCACAUACCACCAGUGCCAACAGAAAUCUCUGUUUCUUAGAACUGAGAGCAAAUAUGUAUUAGAUCCCAGAGAAAUCCAGUUUAGCAUCCUUUACCUUUACCCUUUAAUAUUCAAUGUCUGGGCUUGCUCUUUCUUCCAAGUUGCCAUUCUACAACAACAAAAUUGCCAGCCUACUGGAUCCCCAGAGCCCUUUGUCAGUCACUUCUCUUUGUUGUCCUGGCCUGGUCAGCCCCCCACAGAAACACUCAGGAGUCAGGGCUCCUGACAGAGCUGUCCCUCCCAAUAUCCGUUUUGCUGCUGGAUUAGGUCAUGGCAGAGCAGGCCCACCUAGGUAAGCAUCUAGGCAAGAGUUGGGAAGCAGGUUCUGGCAACCACACAUCCCACAAUGUGGAGAAUGCAAACAUUACAUUUAAAAAAAUGCUAGUUGGGGCCCCCUAAGCAGAACUAUCACAGUGGGGGGAACAGCAGAGCCAGAAAGCUUUUUAUUCUGUAAAGGUAAAGGGACCCCUGACCAUUAGGUCCAGUCGUGGCCGACUCUGGGGUUGUGGCACUCAUCUCGUUUAUUGGCCGAGGGAGCUGGCGUACAGCUUCCGGGUCAUGCGGCCAGCAUGACUAAGCCGCUUCUGGCGAACCAGAGCAGCGCUGGCGAACCAGAGCAGCGCACGGAAACGCCGUUUACCUUCCCGCCAGAGCGGUACCUAUUUAUCUACUUGCACUUUGACGUGCUUUCGAACUGCUAGGUUGGCAGGAGCAAGGACCGAGCAAUGGGAGCUCACCCCGUCGUGGGGAUUCGAAAUGCUGACCUUCUGAUCGGCAAGUCCUAGGCUCUGUGGUUUAACCCACAGCGCCACCCGCAUCCCUCAGUAUUUUAUUCUGUAGUUGACAUAAAACAAUGAAUUUGCCUUAUUUGAAUCUGAAUUUGUCAUCUGAUCCAGCCUUCCCCAUGCUUCUCUUGAGUCUGUUAACAUUGUGUUGCUUUCUGCAAUUGCACAAUUCAUUUUUUUUGUAAUAAAUCUUAAGGCUCCUAAAGUUAAAUUGGUUAUCUCCAAAGCACUCAGUCCAAACCUUAUUCCCUCUGGCAAAUACAGAGACUACACCAAAUUAAUAUUUAUUUGCAAAGGGACAGAUGCAUAGUCUGUGCACGUCUGAUUCUGAAUUAAUAUACAGUGAGUUGAGGGCCUGGGAGGAAGAUGAGCUUUUGAACAAACUGAUUCUGUAUGGUGCCAUCCCAUAAGCAGCAAGGAAUCAGGAAAUUUCAGGCUUAUGGUGCCUGGGUCUUUCCUAAAACCACAAAAAUAGGCAACUGAAUGCAGGCUUUCAUUUUUUUCAUUUGAAUAUGGCCCUCAGGUUUUAUAGGCAACUGUUCAUGUCAUAGGUACUGCUGUAUUUGCAGCAUCUCUUGAGAAAAGGAUUAGAAAAAUCUGUUUAAAACAAACCAAAAUACCUAGCCAUAGCCCACACCAACAGAAGGCAUAACUCAUAAGCUAGUCACAGAAUUGACAGCAGAGGGGAAUGUCUGACAGAGAAGAAUGUGUUUUGGCACCCAUAAUCAUUUAUUCUUAUUUCAAAGAGCAAUUGAAACCUUACUCAAAGGGACUCAUCCACUCCACUGAUCCAGUGGAAGGAAAUCCCUAUAAAUAAACAGGGACCAUUUUUGCUUCUUUUUACCCCAUAUCUUAGUAGGGCAGAUGCUUUGGAAUCAAGCAACAGAAGAGACAAUGAAAGAAGCUCCUUCUGUGCUGGAGCAACUGGCCAGACUGAGAGGCCCCAUCAGAGUCAACUCUUUUGUAUAACCAGUGGAGAUCCUAUUGGCCCUUUGUGUCACAUGAUCACUGCUAGAUGGAUAACUGCAGUACCGUGUUCUAGCCACCUCCAGUGAUUGUGGCAGCACAGCAAAGAACAGGCUAGCAAUUCUCUUCUGAUUUCUGCUGUUGAUUGGAGAUAGUUGAGGAAUAAUAAUAAUAAUAAUAAUAAUAAUAAUACCACAGUACUCUCACCCUUUAAAAGCUGCUGCUGGAACUUCCUCUCACCUGGCAAAGUGAAAAGCAUGAAAUGAUGUUUAAAUAUCCAUAGACACACUGGAAAACUACUUACUUUCCUGUUUUUUCCUACUGGUCAUCCAAGCACAUGGAAGAAGGAUGAUCAGCCAAAAAAGCAUGCCGUAUAUAAUUUGCACCCAGAAACAGUGCUACCUGAUCUUUGCUCAGUUCAGUAUAGACCUGCAUAGGGAUUAAUCAUUGUGAAACCAUAUGGGAAAUGAACUAGGUGCAUUAUCAAAAAUAUUCUGGCAUCCCUCUCUCAGAUAAGGAGAAAAACGAAACAGCUGCAAAUCUUGGCAUUUGCUACAGAAUUCACAUCAAUAUUCAAUGAGACUCAAGCAGAUGGAGGAAGCUAUGUCAGGAAUAAAAUUGUGUUCUGAAGAAAUGAAAGUUUGUUUUGAUUCUGGUCAAGACUGUGCAAGGGUUUGGUUGUUAGUUGAUUGGCUCUGAUAGCGGUUUCCCAUUCUCUAGAUUUUUUCUUCCCGGCUAAUAUUGUUGGCUUUAUAAUUGUUAUCCAUCCCACAUUACAAAGAGAAGGACAAGCUGGAAUUAAAGAAGGGGUCCCCCCUCCUUGACAUAUUUCAGGAAACCAUUAAGCUCCAUCUUCUGCCAAACGAAUAGCUCGGCAUAAUUAAUGCAUUAAAGACUUAUUAGAGUUGAUCAGACUAAUGCAAGUCGAAGUUUACCCCUAAAUAUAUCUCUGGUGCUGAGUACAGGAACUAAAUGGGAACAGUCACAACUGAAAGCAAGCCGGAUGUGUUCUGCAGCCUUUGUUCUUUCUUUUCUAUAGCCAGAACUAUGUAUGAGGUAGCUGAAGCAUGUCUAUGAAACCUAGGAAUAUAAGUAGAGUCUUCCUGGAUCAGGCCAAAGGCCCUAUCUAAUCCAGCAUCCUGCUCAUCAAAAUGGCCAACCAGAUGUCUCUGGGAAAUCCACAAACAGGGCAUGGGGACUGAAGUGUAGGUGGGUUUCCAUGAGGCAAGACACAGCGAUAACAGCAAAAACCUUUAUUGAACUAACAGAACUGGACAACAGGAGCAAAGCAACUGUUUAUAUAUGGUACAUUUCUGAAGGCCUCGGCCACUCCCACUUCCAAUGUGAUUGGCUGCCUAAACUUCCAAGCUGCGAAUCAUGACUCAGAGUUUAAGGGCCAAUGGCAGAGGCUAAAAUCCUGAAAUGUUCUGUGAUUGGAUAUCACGUAUCAAAUCAGAACACAGGGGCUCAGAAUCCUUAGUCCAGACUCAAGUUCAGGCAAACACAGACCACUGAAUACAUAACGCCAGCAAUAGCAGUCUCCCUCUGUUGCUCAUCAGCAAAUAUAGUGCUUCUGGCCCAGAAUUCGGUGCUAGUCACCAUGGCUAGUAGCCAUUGGUAGUUUUAUCGUCCACAGAUUUGUAUAAUCCCAUUUUAACUCCACCUAAGGGAGUGGCCAUCACCAGCAUUGAUGUUGAGAUAUUUAGGCAGAACUACUAGUCAUGCUAAAAGGGACGUGGGUGGCGCUGUGGGUUAAACCACAGAGCCUAGGACUUGCCGAUCAGAAGGUCGGUGGUUCAAAUCCCCGCGACGGGGUGAGCUGCCGUUGCUCGGUCCCUGCUCCUGCCAACCUAGCAGUUCAAAAGCACGUCAAAGUGCAAGUAGAUAAGUAGGUACCGCUCCAGCAGGAAGGUAAACGGCGUUUCUGUGCGCUGCUCUGGUUCGCCAGAAGCGGCUAAGUCAUGCUGGCCACAUGACCCGGAAGCCGUACGCCGGCUCCCUCGGCCAAUAAAGCGAGAUGAGCGCCGCAACCCCAGAGUCGGCCACAACUGGACCUAAUGGUCAGGGGUCCCUUUACCUUUACCUUUACUAGUCAUGCUGAAGGAAUAGUUUUCAUGCUUCUUUUUUCUAAUUUAAAUAGCAGCUGCAGGGUGGCUGAUUAGGAGUGGGACCUUCAAAGCACAAUCUUCUACAGCACAAUCCUGUUGAAAAGCUAGCCCUAAAGCCAUUAUUUACACUGUAGUGCCCAGGAACAGUCUGCCUACCAAUGGUGUCUCAGGAGGCAAUAAAAUUCUUCCGACACAAUCUCUUGGUCCUAUACCCCAAAUCCCAGGGCCGGCCCUACCACAAAGCCAGCAAAGUGAUGCAUACCCUCCAGUAUUCCUCAGAUGAAAAUAGGGACAUUCUAUUCUACAUCAGUAUCACUGCUUGAGCAUUUUCUUCUGGUCAUGUACAAAAGUUAUUAGAGGAGACACACAAGACUGCAGUAUUUUAAGCACAGAAAUUUUUGAAUUUAUGUAUUGCAUUUAGGAACACUUGAGGUACCCUGCCCCCAAGGUCCUAUUUCUCAAUAGUCUUUCCACUCACCCCCUAUUUUGUGACUGCCCCUUGCUGGAUCUUUUCUUCCCUUGGCCGUAGCGACAACCUGUAAUAGCUAAGAAAUACUUCCACUAUUUGGCUUGGGCAAGUUGUGGGACACGUCUAAGAGCAAGGAUGCCAGGACAUGCACACAGGAUAAAGAAAGCACUGCGCUGUUCAAGCCUUAGCAGGGCUACUCUUUCAGGGUCCAUGGGCAAAACUGCAGCUAAACUAAAACUGCAAGUUAGCUGCAAUUUUGCCCAUGGUCCUUUCAAGAGCAGCUUAAAGUAGCUUGUGUUUGGGAAUUUGGGACUCCCCAUGACAAAGUGAGAAGUUGUGGUGGCUUAAGGGUUUUUGUGAAGGUCCAGGCAUUUUCAUGGCAAGUGGAGACUAUGAGUGGUGUGCUUCAGACAGCAUCAUGAGAUAACAGGUGAAGGCAAGAACUGGUGUUUGGAUGGCACAGCAAGACCUUUAAAAGUGUUUGGCCUGAGCAGAGGGCCACAUCAUUCGGGCUCCACUUCAGGGGCAAAAUGUCUUGAGCCAGCAGCACCAAAUCCGAAAGAAGACUCAUGCAAUAUGCUUUGAAGUGGACAAGGUGAUGGAUAACCUUAAAGAACACAGUCUCUUUCUGUCCCUUCCCCACUCUCAUUUUGAAGAACAGUUUGCUUGCACCAGCUCCACAUGUGAACUGCAAGCUGUGUGACAGAAUCCCUGCGCAAUAAUGGGCUCUGCUGUAGCCCGUCAAAUUUGUCUAAACAUGAAAAGCAAUAUUGGCAUCUCUAAGAAGCUUUGAAAACAUGAGUAAUUCAUUUGAGAAAAUGACGGCAAUAUUUUUACUGGAAAAUCGUUGCAUAUCAGAGUUCUUCAGUGUUAUUUCUGGGAACAAGCCUACAACAUGUUCCUUUUGUUUAUAUAUUCAUUGUUGCUUGCCGUGGCCUUCUCAAUUACCACCAAGAAAAUGUUGAAGCCAGAGCAAUGAUACUGAACCAAAUAUUAUAGAUACAUAGAUAUGCUGCUGCUGCUGUCUUGAAAUCUCUGGAUGAUGUCAAAUUGGCUAAAACAUGGUUACAAGAGAAGCUGUAGCUUCUGCAGCCUUGAGAAGUCUACUUUGACCACAUUACAGAUGGGAGGUAUCAAAGAAGCAAUGAAGCUUUUAUGCUGCUGGUUUUAACUGCUGUCUGCAAUUUGUUAUAGUGUUGUUUUAAAAUUGUUUUUAUGUAAUUUUAUUAUUGUGAGCUGCCCUGGGCUCCCUUGGAAGAGGAAGGGUGAGUUAUAAAUUUGAAAUAAUAAUAUUUUUAUUUUUAAGUAGUAGUAAUAGCAAUACAGUGGUACCUCAGGUUACAGGUGUUUCAUGUUACAGACGCUAAAGGUUACAGACUCCGCUAGCCCAGAAAUAGUACCUCGGGUUAAGAACUUUGCUUCAGGAUGAGAACAGAAAUUGCGCAGUGGCGGAGCGGCAGCAGCGGGAGGCCCCAUUAGCUAAAGUGGUACCUCAGGUUAAGAACAGUUUCACGUUAAGAACAGACCUCCAGAACGAAUUAAAUUCUUAACCUGAGGUACCACUGUAGUACAUUUUUUCGCAUGGAGUGCCACACAUAGCUACCCUCCCCUAAUUUUAUUCACACAACAGUCCUAUAAAGUAGAUUAGGCAGUAGGUCUAUGGUUGACCCAAGAUCACUCAGGUAACUUAAUGGCUGAGUAGGAAUGGGUUCAGUGUAAUGUGGCUGUAGACAAAGCUAUCUUUGUGCUUCUAUACAAAUAAUUGUGUUUCUAUACAAAUAAUACAAAUACCAUUUCAAAAAUGGCAAGAGUUUCUAAAUUAUUUGUAUAGAAACAAAAAGAUGGCUUGCUAGAGCCACACAGUCUAAGCUUGAAGCAUUCCGCUUGGAUGUUCAUACUGGUCGGUUCACAUGGUGGAAAAGAAAGGGUGGAAAGCGGGCAAGCAAAAUGUUUGGUAGUGCUUUCUCCCAAGGUGAGGGAGAGUGGCCUAGCUAAGCUUGGCAGGACAGCUUACUCUUUGGUCUUAACCCCUCCGUGCAUUAAUUAGUGUUACAUGAGACUGGAUAUAUCUCACAGUUUGAACCUAGGUCACUAUGAGCUUAGUGCAACUACUAGUCAAAUCUGCUAAAUUAACGCUAACAUGAUGUGCAGGGGCCUUAUCAGGACUUUUAGUGGUCCUUUGUUUGGGCUGCAGUACCACAAAUUAUUGAGCAAUCUUCACGGAUGGGAAACUGGUGAAUUACUGAAGUCUAUUUGUACAUUCCAAUCUGCUAGCAAAGCUUGCAAGACCUUAGAUCCGGGCAAAUAUGUUGUAGCAAAGUUUCAUCAAAGUGGCAAGAAGAGCAGUGUCCUGCUCUGAUAUAGCAAUUCAGAUUCUGUAAGGACGUCAAUUAAUUCCCAAGUGAGAGUUUGCAUCCUGGGAAGCUAAGCCUAUUGGCAGCAAACAGCGGCAUAGUGUGGGUUACCAGUGCCCGGGGCCACUUGGAGGGGUGGUGGGAGGGAGGGAAAUGGACAGAGUGCAUAGGCGCAUUCAACUGCCUAACGGCGUCCACGUCACCCAAGGGAUCACAGCCGCAGAGAUAAACAAAGAAGAGUCAUUCAGUUGUCUGAAGAGGUCACUUCUGGUUCGCAUGGAGAAGCCAUUUUCAACAGAGCCCUGCCACGGAAGUGUGCAGCUGUAUCAAGGCAGCACUAGGCGUUGACAUUUUGUGCCCCCUGACAAUUUAGCACCCAAGACAGUCAUCCCUGUCCCCCCCCCCCAUGCUAUGCCACUGGCAGCAAAUACUACUGUAUAGGGGAACUUAAUACAAAUAUAAACAUUUUGUAGCCCCUUAAAUGAAACUGGUCAUUCCAAAAUUGCUCAGUUUUCCAAAACUGCGAAAGAGUAAGUUACUCUAUCAGUUUUUCAAAGCUGGAGGAUCUCAGUGCCUUCAGAGCCCCCUGAAGCAGCCAUGGCUAUUUUGCUGGCAGAACAGCUUUUAGGGAGCAAAGUGAACCUUAAUCUGUUGCCUAGAAAUUAAAGGAAAAACAACUCCGAGAUAACGCAAUAUUACUUAAAUAAUCAUCUGCUGGAAUUGCUUAUUUAUGGAAUGAGAACCUGGAUGGAAACACAUGGAAAAUACCUUUGUAAUUUACACUUACCUCAAAAAAGCCUUUGUUUCAUCUCUGGCCUUGCCAACAUACUUCUGAGCUGAGCCGUGUGUCUUAAGUCCUGUCUGUCUUUCGUUACCGCACAGGCGUGUGGCAGGCAGCAAGCCAGCUGGAGGCAGAGAUUUUGACUACUAACUGUUACCAGCUGAUUCCCUGCCUCCCAAAAAUGAAUGUGACCCACUGGUUCAAAGACCUCACAAUUCAUUUCUAAAAUCCAUAUCAGAAUGCUUUAAUCAAGAUAGUCCCAAGCAUUUCUCUAAAAGACCCACCAAGAACAUUUGUCUGCAGUUUGGGACUGUGCCUGGGAAGGCCAGACAUAUUGCGGACACGAAGGUGGCAAAAUUGCUUGAGUGCUUCUCACUGAAUGAAGCAUAUCCACCAUUCUUACACAUAGGAGUGUGCAAGCAAAAGUUUUUCUUGCAACCAUCGGUUUAUUUAUUUUCCUUCUAAAGCCAUUUAUAUGAGUUGCCGUUGAUUCAUUGGAACACCAUUCACUGUGUCAUGAUUUUUUGCCUAUACAGUGGUACCUCGGGUUAAGGACUUAAUUCGUUCUGGAGGUCCAUUCUUAACCUGAAACUGUUCUUAACCUGAGGUACCACAUUAGCUAAUGGGGCCUCCCGCUGCCACCGCGUGAUUUCUGUUCUCAUCCUGAAGCAAAGUUCUUAACCCGAGGUACUAUUUCUGGGUUAGCGGAGUCUGUAACCUGAAGCGUCUGUAACCCAAGGUACCACUGUUUUCAUUCUGAAACCUGUCAUUCAUGUCCUUGUUGAUUUGCUAGAGUUCUCUUCCAUGGGUUUUUGCCCACUUUAGUUUUCCCAUUCUGCUUUCAUUUUCAUUGAUUUCAGUGGAGUAUUUAGAUGAUACUGCAGAGCUUGUAAAUGCUGGUGCUAUCCAUCUUACAGUUUUCAGACAUCACACUGCCCUCUGUUAAUAUAAUACAUGGGUAGGCAAACUAAGGCCCGGGGGCCGGAUCUGGCCCAAUCAUCUUCUAAAUCCGGCUAGCGGGUGGUCCGGGAAUCAGCGUGUUUUUACAUUAGUAGAAUGUGUCCUUUUAUUUAAAAUGCAUCUCUGGGUUAUUUCUGGGGCAUAGGAAUUUGUUCUUUUUUUUUCUUUCCAAAAUAUAGUCCGGCCCCCCAAAAGGUCGGAGGGACAGUGGACUGGCCCCUCUUCUGAAAAAGUUUGCUGACCCCUAAAAUUAUAAUACUUUCCAAAUUUUAGAAAGAUAGAUACAGUUCUGCCCACUUUAUAGCUAAUUUGUAGUGUCAUGGGUCCUAGCCCCACAUUGGACAAAAGAUUCCUGCGUUGCUGGGGAUUGGACUAGAUGACACUCAUGGUCCCUAUGAGUGUAUGAUUCUAUUAUUCUCUCCCCUCCCUGUUUCCCAUUUUAAUCUUCACUCUCCCCUUGAUAGGGGAGGGUCCUAGCAUAUAACAGGUUUCAUUCAUUUGUUUAUUUGUUGCAAGGACGCGGGUGGCACUGUGGACUAAUCGACUGAGCCUCUUGGGCUUGCUGAUCAGAAGGUUGGUGAUUCGAAUCUGCACAAUGGGGUGAGCUCCCGUUGCUCUGUUCCAACUUCUGCCAACCUAGCAGUAAUAAUAUAAUAACAAUAAUUUAUUAUUUAUAUGCCACCCAUCUGGCUGGGUUUCCUCAGCCACUUUGGGUGGCUCCCAACAGAAUAUAUAUAUAAAAGCGACUAAACAUCAAACAUUAAAAACUUCCCUAAACAGGGCUGCCUUCAGAAGUCUUCUAACAGUCAGAUAGUUGUUUAUUUCCUUGACAUCUGAUGGGAGGGUGUUCCACAGGGCGGGUGCCACUAUCAAGAAGGCUUUCUACUUGGUUCCCUGUAACCUCACUUCUCACAGUGAGGGAACCGCCAGGAGGCCCUCAGAGCUGGGCCUCAGUGUCUGGGCUGAAUGAGGGGGGUAGAGACACUCAUUCGGGCGGAGGCAGUUUGAAAGCGGAGGCAGUGCAAGUAGAUGAAUAGGUACCACUGUGGCGGGAAGGUAAACGGCAUUUCCAUGCACUCUGGCUUCUGUCACGGUGUUCCAUUGUGCCAGAAGCUGUUUAGUCAUGCUGGCCACAUGACAAGGAAAGUUGUCUGCGGACAAACGCCGGCUCCUUCGGCCUGAAAGCGAGAUGAGCACCGCAACCCAUAGUGUCCUUUGACUGGACUUAAGCAUCCAGGGGUCCUUUACCUUUCACCUUUACCUUAUUUGUUGCAUUUUUAUCCCACCUUUUCCUCCAAGGGGUUCAAGGUGGUGUGCAUGGUUCUCCCCUUCCUCAUUUAAUCCCCACAACAAUCCCGUGAUCAAGAUUGGGCUGAGAGGCAGUGAACUUAAUGGCUGUGGCGAUUCAAACCUUGCUCUCCAUGGUCCUAUUCCAGCACUCCAACUCCUAUCCCAUCCUGGUUCUCAGUUGGUGUUUGGAUCAUGACUGCAUCCUUUCUGACCAUUGCAGACUGUUUAUCUACAGCAUUUUGUGUGACAAAAUUAAAACCAAUUAAAAAAUGGUUCAUGAUUUCAUGAAUUAUGUAUGUUUAUAUGCAUCCCUAGCAAUAUGAAUUAAGUUUUAUGCUGUUCAGGCAACUUACUUUUUAUGAGUAUUAUAUUUACAAUCUGGAUAACAUUUCAGUUUAUUUAUUUAUUUUUGAAUUCAUGGCCCUAUAUUCCCUGGCUAGGGAGCUUCAUUACGAAUGAAUGGCUUUGCAUAUUCUUAGUGGCUUCAUAAGAAACUGAUUUAGGGAGCUUCAUGUUUUUUACAUAUGGGUAAGUAUAUAACAUUUGGGCAAAGGAUUAUAUUAGAAAGCAUGUAACAUAAACAAAAAAGUUAAAGUAAUAGAUGCAAAUAUUCAGGGAAAUUGUUCUUUCCCAAAAGAUAUUAAAAACAUAACUUUUAAGCUUUAGAAAGCAAAUAUUAUUUCCCUGGUUAAAUCCAGUGCUGGUAACCACUUGAAUUUCAACUGCACCAAAACACAUUACUAUUUGAUUUAAUAAUAUAAGAAAAUACUAUUGGGGAAAGUAUGUUACCAUAAGCAUAACAAAAUUAUACCAUUGAGCAAUUCACAAACAAUCCAUAGGCAAUAAUGCAAUAAAAUUUUUGCUAUUCCUUUAUAAAGCAUUUGGAGUGGAUAAAUUGCUUUACGAUUCUUAUUCUUCCUAAUGAGUUCACGCAGUAAGUCAUUCUUAUGCAUCUUCUUGUUGACAGCAAAGUCUCUCAAAGAAACGUUCCCAUCAGUUCAGUCUGUUGGUCUACCAAAAAGGCUUCAGCCACUUACAACCAAAACUGCAAAGCGUUAAAGAAACAGAAAGGGAAAUACAGCCGAAAAAGACAAAAAUAGGAAAAUAUUACCAAAUGCAAAUCAUCUGCUAGGCCACCAGCCACUGGGAUCUCUAUAAAUUCUUUCUUAACUUUCCAGGCUGGGAUGGCGAAACUGGCCCCUCUAAACAUCAUAAAUGUCAUACAAUAAGAAAGUUAAAAGCUUGGUCUACUAUUAUUAGUAUGAUUAGUAUACACAUACAUAUGACCUAAAUUGACAGCUGAUGGUGUCCUGGCCCUCAAAGUUAAUGUGACCCACUGGUCCAAAGACUAUACCAUUCAGUAUUUAAAUCCAUAUCAAACCAGGUUGUUUCAAAUGCCAAACCCAGGGGAAUUUAAGAAGGGUGCAUCUGAAUCUAUGGCAUGAUGGUAUUACCUGAGAUGUUUCUUAAAUUCCCCUGGGUUUGGCAGAGAAACUUCACUUAGCAUUUGCAAAACAGACUUACUGCCUAUUCAUGUUCUUUGAAUCUAACCCUAUGACUUGGAUCCAGUUUCCCAUUUCUAUACUGCCUUUCAUCUAAGGAUUACAGGGUGGUUUGCAAUAUAAAAAUACAAAAAUAUAUAACAAAAUACCAUCACCACCAUGCCACCCCAAUCUCUGAGUGGUACAAAAUUCCAGGGGUUCUGACCAAGACACUAUACUUCUGUUGAUGCAACCUAGAAUAGCAUCAGAUUUUUUUUCUGCUGCAUCCCACUGUUGACUUAAGCCUGUGGUCUGCUAAGACCCCUACAUCCUCUUCACAUGUACUCCUGGCAAUCCAGGUGCUCUCCAUCUUAUAUUUGUGCUGCUGGUUAUUCCUGCCAAAGUGUAGAACCUUACACUUUGUCCCUACUGAAAUUCAUUUUGUUAGUUUGGGCCCAGUUCUCCAAUCUGUGAAGUUCAUCUUGAAUCUCGAUUCUGCCUUCUUGGCACCUCCUCCCAGUUUGGUGUCAUGUGCAAAUUUGAUGAGCAUCUCCUCAAUUCCUUCAUUAAGGUGGUUUAUAAAGAUGUUGAACAUCAACGGGCUCAGGACAGAACUCUGAGGCACCCCACGUCACUUUUUUCCAGGAUGAUGAGGAACCAUUAAGGAGCACUCGUUGGGUUCAGUCAGUCAACUAGUUACAAAUCCACCUAACAGUUGCCUUGCCCAGUCCACAUUUUAUCAUCUUCCCUGCAAUAUCAUGAGGGACUUUGUCAAAAGCAUUACUGAAAUUGGGGUACACUAUGUCCACAGCAUUCCCCUGAUCCACCAAGCUUGUAACUCUAUUUAAAAAAAGAAAGAAAUGUGAUUCAUCUGGCAUGACUUCUUUUUGAGAAACCAUGCUAGAUCUUAGUAAUCACAGCCUCCUUUUCUAAUUGCUCACAUACCGACUAUUUAAUUUUAGGACCUUUCCUGGUAUCGAUGUCAAGCUGAGCAGUGGGUAAUUACACAGGUUUUCUUUUUUCCCUUUUUUGAAGAUAGGGAGAUAUACAAUCUGAGCCUACAAUGGAGAGGCUCACAGCAUUAACAUCCCAAAAGGUCUUGCUUCUCCCAUAGUCACAGCCUUGGAUUCAAGCAGAAAUCAAGCAUGGCUCAGUCUCUUUGGCGUCUCCCUGCUUCUAGCACACUACUUUGGCCAUUGUCCUUCCCACUACUAGCCAGGUGAGGGAGGGAGGGAGGGCUAAACUAUCUGGUCUCUGUCACAAAGCCACUUCUUUGUUAUACUAACAACCAUUGCUUGGUGUCCAUUAACCCACCAAGAAGCUGACCUGGCUGCUUCAACAACUGAGUCCCCCAAACUCACAACAGUAUUAUUUAUAAAUGCUGAGCACACAUAUCAACAGAGUAGAAUUCAAGACACUGCCAAAGUUAGCUUCUCACAAUAAUUGCACUAAUAAACUGAAGAUAUUAUAACAUGCUUUUCGUGAUCAUAAUCCAAAAUUCUGUAAAUGUGUUUUGGGGAUUACUAGUCUGUGGGUUGUACUCAGUCCCAUUGAAAUGAAUAGACCUAGGUUAGGCAUGUCCAUUAAUUUCAAUGGGUCUUCUCUGAAUAUGACAAAUAUUGGAUAGAACAUCUGCAUACAUUUUGAUGAACUAUAAGCCAAGAAUGAAUUACAGGCAUUCUUUCAUUCUAACAGCAACACAAAAGUUCCUGACAAAUGCUCAUUUCUGAGAUAUAUUUCUAUCAGGUAUUCUAAACAUGAUCAGUACAUGGUCUUUAGGUAACUUAAUACCAAUUAUUCUCUUACUAACAACUCUCCAAACCCCUUUAAACAUUUGGACAACUCCCACCAUAUGUGGAAAACAUGGUUUACCAGGUUUCCUUGACAGAAGGAAGAAGCAGUUGCCAAAACUGUAAGAUCAAAUCAAAGUCAAUUAAGGAUUCAAGAUUUAUGGACAAUGACCUCAUAAGGUAAAAUCAUGCCUUCGGCAUCAUUUCUGAGAUAUAAAUUUACUUUUGCCCAUCAGUAGUAACUGCUUAUUUUUGCUCAGACCAUGUGUAGUAAAGGGAUUGACCACAGAGUCAUGCACUUCAUUACAGCACAUCCCCUUCUCCCACUUUGUUUUUUUUUUAAAUGAUAUUUAUUAAGGUUUCCAAAAAAAGGUUACAUAUAUAAGAAAAAGAAAAAUAGAGAAAAGAAAAAAUACAAAAUACAGAAAAAAUAAGAGAGACUUAAAAACAAAUCAAUCUUUCCAUACCUUACAUUUCAUUUACUUGUUUCCCUGACCUCCUCACGCCUCCCUUUUUUGUAUUCCAGUUCAGUUAAUUAAUUCAGCAAUUCCUUUCCCUCUUUGUUUUUAUCUUAAUCCUUUAACUUAAUAUAUUAUAACCUUAGAUUCUCACCUGUUAACAAUCCAUUUUUACAUACACCUUUAUAACAUUGCUGCUAAAACCACUUAACUUCAUUCUGACAUCAUUCUAACAUUCAUUAAUUUUGCAGUAUUUCUGUAAAUAGUCUUUAAAUUUCUUCCAAUCUUCUUCCACCAACUCUUCUCCCUGGUCUCGGAUUCUGCCAGUCAUUUCCGCCAGUUCCAUGUAGUCCACCCUCCUCCCACUUUGACAGCUUUUAACAAGGUUUCUCUUUGUCUCAGAGGACUACAGUUAGAGAAUACAAUUAUCUAGAGAUUAUCCAGAAAGACUUAUAAAAGGCAUUGGAGUUCAAUACUUCAGUCCCAGUCCACCUAAAACUUCAGCCUCUAUUUUAAGAGCAUCUCAAGAUGUGUGUUGUAAAACUGAUGUGGCCUUUAUACAAAGCAGCUCGAAUCUGACACUUAAAAGAGGAGGUUUUAUACGGGGCCAUAAAAUCACACUCGAAUAAAAAAGUAUCUGCAGAUGAAUCUUGAGGGCUUUAACCGUGGGCUAACCUUGCUUACAGUACGUGGUACUCAGGGAAAGCAUCCAGUCAGGCAAGGGUAGGGCUGUGGUGUGGUGGGGGCUCAUACAAAACAGCAAUUAGAUUUUGCCAACAGGAAAGCAUUAAGUGCAACUGAAAAUUAUUGUCAGCGGUAUUGCUUGCAAAUCCAAACGAAUGCCAUUCUUCAAUUUGUGCUGCAUUCUGUUCCAUCCUAUCCACGGUCCCUCGGGUCUUCUUUACCGCAGCACAUGAGCACCUUCCAGUAGUGCCUUGAGUGAUGUGACUAACAUCUGUCAUGUAUGACUCAUUCUUACUCCGGGAGAGAAUAGUGCGCACAGCAGGGGGUUGGCUUUUGUUUAGUAGGUGUGGGUUUGUUUGCUUUGGUUGGCUUUGGGUAGGAAUGCGCAUGCUGCUAAGAGUUCACAGGAGCCAUGGGAGACCAAAGACAUUUCACCUUGCGCUCGGAGCGAAAGGUGAUGGAGCCUAUGAAGGCUCUUGGCUUUGGCAUGGGAGCUGUCCUUCAAUGAAAUUUUGACAGAAUGAAAACACAGGUGUCCUCUUUUAUGGAGAGAGCAACAGGCUUCGUUUCCCUCCAAGGCCCCUGCCACAGAUGAUAGUUCCCCUCCCACCUGCCUGACUGGCUUCCCCAUCAGAUUCAUCCCCAACAACCAGUUGCCAUAGCAGCAUCCUAGCAGUCUCUGAGGAGUAGCAUCAAGUUAUAAGUCAACAUCGCUGCCAAUACUACACGUCAGUUAAACCAGUGUUGCCAGAUGUGCAACCAUUCUCACUUGCCUAUAGGCCUUGUCUAUGAAGUACAACCCCUUUUUCACAAAUAUACAAUAAUCCGGGGUUGUUCUGGGGACCGUACUAACUUGGGCAGCACUCUGGCAACUCCCAAAGUGCUCAAGAGGUCUCCUGCAGGAGAAGGAGAGAGAAAUUUUACUGGAAGGUGGUUUUCUUCUGCUUUUACUCCUAUUUCCAUCCCAACCUGAGAAAACAGAAGGAGUGUUCACACAUUUCAUUCAAGAAGUGUACCAUCUGAUCUGUACAGUCAUACAGCUGUUCACAUGUAACGUUCAACAAGUCCACUAGGGGCAACUAUGGGAGUUAACCCACUAAAAUUAAUAGACUAAACUUCCGCAUUUUCAUUAUUUUCAGUAGGUCUUUACUGAGUAAAACUUCAUUGACUAUCACCUUGUAUUCAUAAACUGCUGUGAGUUCAAGGAAUGAGGCAGGAUAGGAAAUUACAUAAAUUAAUAUCAGUAACUUGAAAUUGCAUUAUUAUAGCUAAGGCGGGAGGCCAUUUCUUUUCUUCUCCUCCAAUAAUAUGGAAUUGUGGAAGGAUUCUCUUUUUCAAAAAAACCCCAGAAAUGUAGGCUUACUUUAACAGUCCUGCAGCUGUUCUACAACAUUAGUGUUUAGUUUCCACAUAUCACUGAUAUUUUUCAAAGGGAAUAAUGUCUAACAUAUAUAUUUCAACUGUAUUGGGGCUUUUCUUCUUAGACAUUUCUUAAGCCAUUACUACAGAACCCUGUGGAUUAUCACAAUAUUGUGAAUUCUAAGAACUGAGUUGACAUACCAGUCGAUUAAUAAGGAGGUGACAACAUUACUUUGGUCUUCUGGUAACCACUCAUGCCCUGUGGAAUUUAUGAAUCCGAAGGUAUUUUUGUUUUCAGCCAGCCAUGGGUGUCCGCUGUUAAUAUUGGUCCAGCACCUUCUCCAGUUCAUAUCCAGUGUGACAUUUUUAAUAUAUACAAGCAAAUCUCCAUUGGCCCCAAGGAUAUCGAAUCUGAAGUUGUUCUGACAACAUCCAUCAACUCUGUUAGUUUUAAUGGGAGCUGAGGUGUGUGUGUGGGGGGGAGGUGGCCAGUAAAGAGGUGCUACAAUAAUAAUAACCAACUUUCAAAGGCGAGAAACAGCUUGAUAUGUAGCCAGAGAAGUGCCAGUGUUCAUCAUUUUUGACAAAGAGGAAUUUCACUAAGAACAGCAAGUUUUGCUUUCCUUAAUAUCCACUGAGACUCCAAAAGAGAGGGGAGGAAUACAUAACACGGGGAGUAUCCAGUUCUUAUACUUUAACUCAGCUUAAGCCCUUAGCUGGACUCAUGGAAAACAAUCUUUCCAUAACAUAUUUCACCAAGAUUCCUAAGGUGUCUAAGUCUAUCUUGUGCACCCAAAUCCAAAUUUUUGUUUGUUGCUUUGUUUAAAAAUAGAAAUAGAAACCAUACUUCUAAAGCACAUCCAAGGCACAUCACUUUCCCCAAAGAAUUCUGGGAUGACUGAUAUCAGUCAGGCGCAUUUGCUGUAUUUUUUUUGGUGCCUGCUUUAAAAAAAAAUGUUUAAGCAAGCCUAACUAGACAGAUGUGUUUUAAUCUCUUUUAAAUAUGUUUGAAAUAUUUUAAUUACUUGUUUUUAACUUGUCUUUUAUUGAUAGUUUUAUUUGUUCUUGCAAAUUGCUUAGAGGCUUUAUUACAGUCGAGCAGUAUAUAAAUCAUGCUAGCUAAAGCAAUUUUCAAUAGCAACUAAUGUCAGUGUAAAAUUAAAAUAUUAAACCAGCCCACAAAUACAGCAGCACACACAAAGUCUGAAAAUUCAUGGGUGUGAGGAAAAAAGAGAAUUCUGUUUUAUCAAUUAUUUUCUCUUAAUCUGAUCUAUUAGAAAUAUAAAUGAAACGUAACACAACAUGUAUUGAGAGUUUAUGCCUCACAUUUCUUACACCAGCUGUUUUUAUUUCACUUUAAAUCAGCAAAGCUUUUACACCAAGUCUUUGGAACUGACCAUCUGAGCAGCAAUACCGUUAGCCCUGACCACAUGUUUUCUAUUUGGUGUUUCUGAGGUAAAAUCCCCUCAUGAGAGUGGGAGAAAUGAAAACGUGACUUGCAGGAAAUAUAAAAAUCUGUCUCCCCUUCACCCCAGACUUAAAAGAGGGCAUGGAUUCAUGAGGAUAUAAAGCAAAAGAAGCCAAUACUUUUGUAUUUUAUUUUUUAAAGCAAAAUGUGGUAGAGUGAGUUUCUAAAAGUUUACUAAGUCACGAAUGAUCGGUUAAUCAGUUGUGUUGAAGGCAGUGGAACCUGCAUUCUCUGGAAGGCCUCACUAAAACUUGCAGUCCAACUUGCUUUAGAAAGGCUAUUUGCCUUGACACAUUUAAUAAGAUUUUAUCGUGACAGUAUUCCUAGUAGUGCAGAAGUUCAGUGAUAGUUACAUUUUCUUUGGGGGCCCUUCUGGCCAACGCUCCUUCCCCAUGAGGGCAAAGCUACUUAGUACUUUACUAGUCAUUCCUAGUCACAUCCACCAAUAUCCUUAACCCUGUGUAAUAAAAGGGAACAGGAAAGGAAAUGUGGCUGGAGGGUAAUCUUGCUGUGAGAGGGAUAGCUCUGUUUUGUGAUGGCCCAGAAACUGUAGCUGAUGAAAAAAAAAUACAGCCACUUGACUGCUCACUGGGAUGGACCAUCAACACCAUGUAGCACCCCUGUUGAGAAAAUGGCACAGGCUGCUAGUUACCUACCAGGCUAAGUUCAAGGAGUUGGUACUACUGUACAAAGUCCUAUAUAGCUUGAGACAAGGAUAUGAAAAAGGUUAAAAGGUAACGUAAAGGGACUCCUGACCAUUAGGUCCAGUUGUGGCUGACUCUGGGGUUGUGGCGCUCAUCUCGCUUUAUUGGCCGAGGGAGCUGGGGUACAGCUUCCGGGUCAUGGGGCCAGCAUGACUAAGCCGCUUCUGCAGCACACGGAAACGCCGUUUACCUUCCCGCCGGAAUGGUACCUAUUUAUCUACUUGCACUUUGAUGUGCUUUCGAACUGCUAGGUUGGCAGGAGCAGGGACCGAGCAACAGGACCUCACCCUGUUGCGGGGAUUUGAGCCACCGACCUUCUGAUCAGCAGCUCCUAGGCUCUGUGGUUUAACCCACAGCGCCACCCGCGUCCCAUGUAAAAGGUUGCCUCAUCCUUAAUAACAGUUCCUCACCAGCCUGGAAAAAAGUGACAAGUGGGGUGCUGCAGGGUUCUGUCCUGGGCCUAUGGUUGUUUAACAUCUUUAUAAAUGACUUGGAUGAAGGAAUUGAGGGGAUGCUCGUCAAAUUUGCAGAUGACACCAAACUGGGAGGGGUAGCUAAUGCCGCAGAAGACACUCAGAAUUCAAGAUGACCUUAACAGAUUGAAGAAUUGGACCAAAACUAACAAAUUGAAUUUCAAUAGGGACAAAUGUUAGGUUCUACACUUAGGCAGGAAGCAGCAGCUGCACAAAUAUAAGAUGGGGGCACCUGGCUUACUAGUAGUACAUGUGAAAAGGAUCUGGGGGUCUUAGUAGACCACAAGCUUAACACGAGUCAACGAUGCAGCAGCAAAAGCAAAUCAAAACCACUAAUUCUAUUCUAGGCUGCAUCAAGGGAAGUCAUAGUCCCGGUCUAUUCUUCCUUGAUCAGAACACACCUAGAGUACAGUGUCCAGUUCUGGGUGCCACAAUUUAAGAAGGAUAUUGACAAGCUGGAAUGUGUGCAGAAGAAGGUGAGCAAGAUGAUCAAAGGUCUGGAAACCAAACUAUAUAAGGAAUGGUUGAAGGAGUGGGGGGUGUUUAGCCUGGAAAAGAGGAGACUGAGAUAAGAUAUGAUAACCAUCUUCAAAUAUCUCAAGGGCUGUCACAUGAAAGAUGGAGCAAGCUUCUUUCCUUCUGCUCUGGAAGCUAGAACCUGAACCAGUGGCUUCAAGUUACAAGAAAGGAGAAUCUAACUAAACAUUAGGAAGAACUUUCUGACACUAAGAGCUGUUCGACAAUGGAACAGACUCCUUUGGAAGGAGAUGAACUCUCCUUCCUUGAGCAGAGUUUAGAGGGCCAUCUGUCAUGGAUGCUUUAGUUGGAAUUUCUGCAUUGCAGGAGGUUGGACUCCUCCCCUGACCGCAUUUCAGGAAAGCUUCAAGUGGACUGUAAAAACUUCAACAGUCAACAGAAAGUAGGACAAUAAAGUUUAGUUUCUUCAUGAACCAGAGCCAUUAGUGUCGUGGCACCAGUAAUUUGGAAAGCUUAUUGAAAUCAGACAGGCGCAUAUCAUUCUGAUAUUUUUGUCACCUGCUGAAAACUGUUUUGCUUCCAAAAAAGGGGGGGGGAUAGUUUUGCUUCACCAAGUGUUUUUAGUUAAUUAAUUGGAUUCAGUCCUCGUCUUUUGUUCUGUAUUUUACAAUUUUAGCAUUUUACGAUUGUUUCAGGAUUUUAUUGUACACCCCACUGUGUUUUUAUAAGUCGAAGGUUAUAAUUAUUCUUUCAAAUAUAUUAAAAAUAAAAACCCUCAGCUUCCCAUUAGGAGGCUUCUCAACAAUUCAAGCCCUAAUAAAGAAUUCUUCCAUUCACCCAAACUCUUCAAGUUUGUUUCUUGAAGCAGCAAACUACCAUGGUACUUAUGACUUGAAAGAUACAUAUUCAUAUAAACCAAUGAAGAAUGUCCCUUGAGGGUGCUAGUCCUCCCAUUAGGCAGAGAGAAGAAGCAGGCAACUGAUUUUCAGUGUCCUAGAAAGGCAGCACUUUAAUUCAUUAUAACUGUAUUUUUACUUCCGGGGGAAGGAUCUUGAAGAUUUUCUGCUUCAAGUGCCAAAAUAGCUGGACUGGUAUUGAGUAGUUACAGGUAGAUAGCCGUGUUGGUCUGCCGUAGUCGAAACAAAAUAAAAAAAAUUUCUUCCAGCAGCACCUUAGAGACCAACUAAGUUUGUUAUUGGUCUGAGCUUUCAUGUGUGUGCAUGAAGAAGUGUAUUUGAAGAAGUGUGCACGCACACGAAAGCUCAUACCAAGAACAAACUUAGGUGCUACUGGAAGGAAUUUUUUAAUAUGGUAUUGGUAUGGUCUUUGACUUGUGGGGAACAAUCUGCUGUUUCUGCAUUCAGCAGCAAAAUAUUUUCGGCCAGUCCUGUUGAAGAAGUCCUCCAGUGUGUCUCUCAGGGAGUAGAGUAUUUUAUUGUACUUAACAAAACAUUUUCAUCACAGACAGCACUUCCAGUUUGUCACUAUUUUCAAUUCAAUUGCAUACCAGCAAAUUCAAGUUGUUUGGGAGCUCUUCCACAAGAAACCUGCUUCCAUAAAAGAUCCAACUUUUGCAACAUGGAAAAUGAUGGAGAAAUGUGGGACAAUGCUUGAUGCCAUUUUUACCUCCCCACAAACAAAUCAGAAAGGCUGCUCACAUAAUAGCCAAUGUCACCUAGCAUCCUUGCUGACAAAUGCUCAAUAAACAGGCCUGGAAGCCCCCACAGUAUGUCACUGAGAGGACGAUCCUAUGCAUGUUUACUAAGAAGUAAGUAACUGAGUGGCACUUACUUCAGGUUACUUGUAUUUAGAAUUGCAGCCCAAGUCCAUGGGGGGGGGGGAAUCAUCUUAGCCAGUGCUUGGAAGGUCCCUGUACUGUGUUACUGCCUAGAAUGAUGUCUGAACUAACUCAUUCCAUGGCAGAAAUGGUCCAUUGACAUUUGGAUGCCAUUGAUGGAACCUGAUGAAAAGCAUCAAGUGAGGAACAACUGUUAUCCUACUCUUCAUCAUUAAGUAAAACAAAAUGAGGAAAGCUGUCAUUCCAGUGAGUCCCAUCUAGAAAAUCACCCCAAUCAGUCUCACUGUCUCGUGAGUGGUGCCAAAAGUAGAUUGGCAGAUAAUUUUGUUUAUAAAAUUAUAAAAAGAUUUACUUGAUUUGGACUCCUUAUGUCUGAACCAGGUCAAAAACUUUAGUUGUUUUUAAAAAAAUAUAUAUUAUUCAUUCAGUUCUCUGUGUUUCAGUAAUGCAAAGAAGCUCUUGUUUCUUUUCCAAAUCCUGGAGUUGACAGAUCAGUCAAAAGCCAUACUUUUCAAGUCAUGCACCUCAGAAGACUCCAUGACCUUCAAAAGGCUGCAAGGGAAAAGAAGGAAUGAGGGACACUGUUCCACAUUCAGCGACAGAGGCAAAGAAGUCAUCCUGGUUGGCUUAUCUUUGGUAAUUUGGGUAGAAGAUGACAGACAUGCUCAUCGGAUUUUUGGAAGUUGCUGUGCAUUUGGACAUCAUAAAGUGCUCUUACAAUGUCAGCGCCAUGUGGUAAAACUAUUUGAAUGUGCCAUUGCAUGCUGAAAAACUGCUCUGAUGCUCACUGGGCUACUGGGUUUGCUUUAGAAUGAUGAUAAAUACCAGCUUCCUCUAAGAGAUUUGAACAAUUUAUUCCCCCAUGAGGAAUUGAAUGGUAAAGUUAUCCAGUGUUGUGUAUAUCAUGUAACACAUCAGGCCUGUCCAGGCUUCAAGUUCUUAUAUGGUUCUGCUGAAAUGGAGUAAAACAAGCAUCUUGAGAUUUCACUCGUAACCACAAGUGUUAUUUCUGAUUUUUUCAAUUUCAUAGCCCAAGAACAGAAGAUCAACUACGGUCUAUUCUUAUCUCCAGCCUCAAGCUAUCCCUUGAGCUCCAUGGCGGAGCAGUGAUUAGACCCUGGCCGUAAUAUCCUGUCAACUGCACCACAAUACAGUGGAAUUUGCAUUCAGCCAAGCGGUGCUACGAUUGCACAGCGCUGGAUUGCAAGCUUGCCCAUAGCUACAUGUCGUUAAAUCCAGGAAUAAAACUUGUUCUGCCUUCAGGGAAACAACUAUCUCAACGAAUAACUUGCUGCUCAAUUUAUCAGCCUACCCAAACACAGAAGACCAGGUUGAACAUACUGGGAUUUAGACAUGUGUUCUCAAGGAGUUUUGAACUCCAAAACUUGCACUUGGAUCACUAAUCCACCCACUCCAAUUUACAUGCAUUGUGUAGGAUUUUUACAUUCCAGUUAUAGCAAUUGCAGGCCUUUCAAACAUUUCAUUGCCAAAGAAAUCCACAUUGGUUUGUAAAGUAAUUUCCAUGUUUUAUUCUUUUUCAACGUUGCAUUUGCAAUGGCUUGGAACUGUAUAAUGUAUAGGGAAAACAUCCUCAUACUGGGGUCAUUAGGAAGCUUUAAAUAUUUUUUUAACAUAUCUGGGUCAAAUAUUAUGAUCUAAAUCUCCAGUGAGUAUUGGAAUAUAGGGAAGUCAAGAAUUUACAGCGGAUAUUAGUGUUUACUCUACAUCACUGUUUAUUUUGGGUGAAUGUCCGCAAAUAUAUAUCCGAUAGAACAACUCAAUAUGAACUCAAAAAGGUGAUCCUAGAGCUUUAAUGGACCCUUUGGUUAAAAAAAAUAUGCAAUAUACAGACUUAAUACAAAUAAUGCUGAUUCCACAGGAUGUAAGCCCAGUGGCCUCAUACAUAAGAAAAAUGGGAAACUGUCUUAUAUUGAGUCAGUUUACUGGUCUAUCUAGUUCAGUUUUUCCUGUGCUGAGUGACAAUGGCUCUUGAGGGUUUUUCCAGAUAGGUGUCUCUCCCAGCCCUUCGAAGCAAGAGAUUUUUCCAGUCUGUAUCUGGAUGCCAGGGAAUUAAGGUGGAACAUUCCACAUGCAAAGCAGCUGCUCUCCCACUGAACCAGAGUCCUUUCUUGCUAUAAUGGUCCCUCAUACCAAGAGUAUAGGAAGCUGCUGGUUCAUCUAACUCUGGAAGGUCUUUCCCAGACCUCCAUGAAAAUGCCAGUGAUUGCCCUUCUGCCACAAAGCUGUGUCCCUUCCCUAAUUGUCUAUGGGCCCCUUCAGAUGUCCUUUUUAUUGCACAUUCAUGGUAAUUUGUGUUCAUAACGCUAUUGGGGCAGGGACAUGUGAUCCCUCUUUCGAUGUCAUUUGUGCCUGCAAAAGGUUUGGGGUGGUCACACUGCUUCUCUUCUGAUCAGUGCAUAUCCCGUAACGUCCUGCUGAAAUCCCAUAACUUUUCAUACCACAAAUGUUCUGGCUUAUUUUCGCCCUGCUUUUGUUGCACUAUAGCCUCUCUGGACAUCAAUAAUGUGGUAGCAUUGGGGAAGCAUCAUGGAGCAAAUUAAAGCAGAACAAAUCUACCCCAUCCACUAUUAUUGUGCCAAGAAUAUGCUGCGGAAUACACCCGCAAUAAAAUACAGCCCAGAAGAGCCCUGCACAAAAACUUAACAGUGAAAGAAGGGGAGGUGGCUGAGUUUAGGCAGAAUGACUAGGUAGAAAUAAUUCACCAAAGGGGUUCAAGUGAGAUUCUUCAUUGAAAUAAGUGACUGCUUAUUUUGAGUCAUGCCUGAGAACCAGUGUGGUGUAAUGGUUAAGAGUGGUAGACUCGUAAUCUGGUGAACCGGGUUCGCGUCUCCACUCCUCCACAUGCAGCUACUGGGUGACCUUGGGCUAGUCACACUUCUCUGAAGUCUCUCAGCUUCACUCACUUCACGGAGUGUUUGUCAUGGGGGAGGAAGAGAAAGGAGAAUGUUAGCCGCUUUGAGACUCCUUCUGGUAGUGAUAAAGUGGGAUACCAAAUCCAAACUCAUGCCAAAGGUGCUUAAGGUCAUUGCCUGGUACGGAGUUGUUGAACUUUGGGUCUCCAAAUGUUUCUAGACUACAACUUACAUCAUCCCCAGCUGGUAAUCUAACUCCUCAGAGAUGAAGGAAGUUGUAGUCAAAAAACAUUUGGGGACCAAAGGUUGAACAACUCUGGCCUAGCAAAGCCAGUUUGCUUGGUUGACAAUCCACUUGCAGCCGCUAAAUUCCUUUGCUCAAACUGAGCAGGGAAGAAAAGAAAUUGAAAAGCAUAACCAGUCAUUAUUUUUCAGAGAUCUAUGGCAAAACCAGAGUGGAAGCUUCCCAGAUCACACACAAGGAAGUUUAAAGAGAAACUUAGCAUUGAAGAUAGUAAAAUAAAUAAACAAAAUCGCAAGGCAUGUCAGAAAAUAAGAAAAUAUACUGAGGACAAGGUGGCAUUACUGGCUGCUAAACUUUGCGGUCAGCAAAUAUCUCAAAUUUUCUGGAGGGUUAGCUACAAGGGGGGAAAACAAGAUCAGUUCUCAUGUAGUGUUUGUACAAUUGCCUUCCAUAUUUGCGAACCAAAAUCAUGACUCACUAACCAUAUUACAAAGAAUAAUGUUUACAACUUACCUCGAACAUAACACAUGGAAGAUGCAUUUACUUCAGUAGACCCUACUUGUAUAUAAUGGCUGGGAUCAAAGGUGCUACUUUGAGUGGGCUCAAAGCUUUGGCAUUGACCAGAAGAAUGUUUGGUUUCUCUGUCCUCCUUAUAUAGCAGACCACCAUGCUAUGCUGCAGACUUUUUUGGAAACUCUCCUUGGUUUGAAAAGUAAUUUGCCAUGUAGAAUGGAGGAAUACUGAUUGAAAAACACAUGGUUGUAGGAAAGUAGUUGUGCAGUUCUUUUGGAUCUAGGCCAAUGUUUUUAGGGUAUUAGAUUUCUGCUCCCUUCCUCCUAGCAAGCUUUGAAUUGCAUUCAUUUCCUAUUGUGUAGCAGAAGUGGAACUUUGAUUUCAAAAGGAGUGCAUAGUCUACAUUCUGUUUCCAUUAUCGGAUGCUAUCAGUGUUUCCCAUAAUUUUAUGAAACAAAGGGGUAAGCAUCUGCAAAUGGCCCUACAUCAAUUGAUGUCAUUUUGUUUCCCACCAGAGAGUGUGA
Molecule: messenger RNA, 42334 nt
Organism: Podarcis lilfordi (Lilford's wall lizard)
Lineage: Eukaryota; Metazoa; Chordata; Lepidosauria; Squamata; Lacertidae
Source: the annotation of a GenBank genome assembly